Messenger RNA from Prorocentrum cordatum, 1576 nucleotides. Lineage: Eukaryota; Dinophyceae; Prorocentrales; Prorocentraceae. The record is from the annotation of a GenBank genome assembly.
AAUUGUGCCAAACGGGCCUCUCGUACCUGUGCACCACGUGUAUUGCACAAAACAUAUUGGCCCACAUUGAUUGCACACCACACAUUACCAGAAACACAAUGGUUGGGAUCCGCGUUGGCUAACAUAGUUCGCAUAUGUUUGCAGCCACCGUUGGGUAAGGAACAAUUUGCAAAAGUGUGGGUCAGACGUGCAGCGACUUCACUACGAAUGAAGGCGUAGCUGAUUCUGGCAUGCACCACGUGAUUGUACACUCGCGACCUCGAAGACUUCGAUGCGUACUGCAAGGUCGACAGGACGAGCGCGCAUCCUGGUCUGGGGCAUGCCCGAGGGCAGCACCCUAGCUUGGAGACGUGGAAAUCAUGAACACCCCCUCGCGAUGAAAGGCUCUGCAUGCAGGGGCAGUGCUACGGAUCGCGUGCUCGUGCCAGCAGGGGCGUUCGGUCCAGACUCGGGCGUUUUACCUAUUCACACCGUGUCUGAGACCGUCGUCUGGUUGCAGUGGCUGUGAAUGUUUCCGCUGGCGCCUCGGGAGGAGGUCCACCCACAGUCGUGGCGCAUGAUUUUUCGUAGUUGCGGCUCGAGGCUGUUUCCAGUUAGUUUUUUUCAGUGCUUCACUUCCCCAGGCCUCUGGCGCAAGACGAUGUUCACGACGUUGGCCUUGGCGCUCUCGACCCCACUCCUGGGACUGGCUUUGCGCCGCGGAUCGCUGCUUGAUGGCCUCUGGGCUUGAACCGGCCCCCCGAAGCUAAUGCAGUAGAACGAGCGCCCGCUAUGACGUUGCGCCUGCAGGCCUGGGAUCUCAAGCUGGCGGGAUCCCCGAUUUGGGCGACAUGCCACCCGACGAUUUUCAAGCAGCCGCGCGCUCGUGCGCGCGGACCAGCCUGCUCGCAAAGUGUCAAGGAUGCGAUCUGGCGCCCGGAGGAGGGCAGGCUAUUAGGCAGGAGGAGGACGAAGAGGGCCCGGGGCCCGAACAUGGGAAGGAACGACUGCCGCUUGUCUGGCUCACGACUUCACCUAGCAGCACUCUCGCUUGGGCUGCGGGCGCGGUGCGCAUGCGUCUCCGCUGAGCCUAACACCAUCUGUUUUGCUCGCGACGCCUGGGACGAGAGUGGGAGCCGAGGCGGGCAUGAGCGGUGUGAAUUCGACGCGAGCGAGGCUUUCGCUUCGGUCGCUCGCACCCGCCCCUCCCUGCGACGCCCUCGGCUCCCGCGGCCCGUGGCCCCGCCCAGUGCGGCGUGCUGGGAGCGGGAGAAGGGGCCGCUGCCGGGUCUCCUCGGCCACAGGCACGAAUGACCCCUCGUCGUAGUGACCUUCGGGGCGUGGCCCCAGGGGGUGCCCAGAGCGAAUGGCCCUUCAUCGGAGUGACCUUUGGGUGUGGCCCCCGCUGGGGCUCCCAGGUCCCUCGCGCUCGCGAGCGCCCUUCCUUGAGACGCUCUGGACUCCCACGGCGUCUGACCCUGCCCGCUGCGCGUCGCUGCGGCGGGAAGAAAGGAGGGCUGCUGCUCGCCCUCCCUUGGGCUCCUGCUCCUGGUCCUGGGCUCCUCGUCGUCGUCGUCUUCCUCUGCUUGACCAUGCA